AUGGCCAGGUACUGUAUGUUGGAAAAAGUACGAAAGGAGUCCUAUAUAACGUUUGUUGGUGUUCCAGGUUCUGGAAAGUCUGCCACGGCUUACCACAUCGCACUGAAGCUUCAGGAAGAGGAAGACUAUGAAAUAGUACCCGUAACAGAACUGAGGGAUAUUAUUCAGUAUUGUGACCCUCAUAAUGCACAGGUUUUUAUCAUUGAUGAUGUGAUAGGUGUGCUUGGGGUCCAAAAUGAAAAACUCAACCUUCUCGUAGAUUACAGAGAGAAAAUUAAAAGUCCUUAUAUGGGUAAAUCAAAAACUCUCAUGACAUGUCGUAAAUCAGUAUACAAUGAAGUCCUCAGACGUACCUGUGUAUCCUUUCUGAGACAGGAAAAAAAUGUAAUAAGCCUCCAACAUUCCGAUAACAUGCUCUCUACUGAAGACAAGAAAAACCUGCUUCAGAAAUACGGAAUAAAAACAGAAAUACAAACACCUGAAAUGCUUACAGACGUAUCACAAAUGUUUCCACUUCUUUGCAGGCUAUAUUCUGAGGGAGAUACGUUUAGAAAGAUUGGUGCAAACUUUUUUAUCACACCAGUUCCAUGCAUUCUUAAAGAAUUAAACAAAAUGCAAAGCGAAAAUAAACUUCAAUAUGCAACAUUAAUACUGUGCAUGAUUAACAAUAAAAUUCUUUCAAGGGACAUUUUGAAAAGGAACGAUGUCAUUUUCAGUGAAAUUAAAAGAAAUGUUUUGGAGAAUUGUGAAGUGGAGAGUUGUACGGACACAUUUAAAUUUUUGAAUGCACUGGCAGCCAUGGAGGGUACAUAUACCAGACGAAAUGGUGAAGAGUAUACAUUUUUUCAUGACCAGUUGUAUGAAAUAACUGCUUGGCAUUAUGGAAGAAAGUAUCCGAGGGAUAUAGUUAACUGCAUGAGUAGUAGCUUUAUUGCUAACUUCGUAAAAACGAAACAAAACAUACGGAGCAGUGAAAGUCAUGGACGUAAACCUGGCGUUAUGAAUGAAGAUAAACUUUCCAUAGUUUUACCAUGUGAUCUCUACCCAUUGUUAGCCAGAAGAUUAUAUCGAGAUAUAGAGGGGAUGAAACUUUAUGUUUUUAUGGACGGCCACUUAAAACAUCCUGAUGUAUGUCAGGCCUUUAUUGAUGUCAUGAAGGAAAAAACUAAUGAUGAGAUAAAUACCUUGUUUUUAUCGAUUCAGCCAGAUGUAGGUGAAAUUUUCCGUAAAGGAAGGAGCGUGAUUAAGGAAAAGAAAAGACAUAGAAACGAAGAUGCGGAGAGAAGGAGACAAACACUCUUAGUAGACGAGGAUACAACUUAUAAUAUUCGGGUAAUCAGCUGGGUGAUAUUCUAUGGUCAGCACGAAAUCUUUCAAUAUAUUGAAAACAAAACUAAACAAAACAACGAAACAAAGUUAAAUUUAUUCCAACAUCGACGUGUCUGCUCAGAGAAGCAUCAAUCUAAAAGGGACUUGGCUGCAAUUAAAGAGCAACAAAUGCAACAUGAAAUUAUAAGUGAAUCUUUAAACCUUCAGCUAAAUGUUUCCAAUUUUCAGCUACUGUCUGUCGAAUCUGACAAACACAUUUGUUGUCCUGGGUUCCUAAGAGAACAAAAUCGACUAUUAGUUCUCAGCUGCUAUAGUGGGGAUCUCGAGACUGUAAAAAUUUUGAUGAAAUAUAUGAGCAAGGAGAUCUUGGAUAUGUUACCCGUAUACACAGAAUUUCGAGGCGGAAUGGACACUCCUCUUACAGCUGCCUGUUCCAACAUACACAUCAAUGUAGUGAAAGAGCUACUUCAAGCAGGGGCUGAUGUAAAUAAAAUUAAUAGCCUGGGUGAUUCACCAUUAAUUACUGCAUGUACUGAGGGCAACAGCGAACUGCAUUUGAUCUUAGUAAAUCUUCUUUACGACAAUAUUUUCGAUCCUGAUCUAUAUCGUCAGAAAAUGCAAUGUAGUGUGACAAGAAUGCAAGAUUUAUUAGAUACUCUUUUAGAAACAGGAGCUGAUAUUAAUUCAAAAGGUCGAUGGCACACACCACUGACAGCGUUAUGUGAACAUAGAGAUAGCUUUUUUGUGAAAUACUUGCUUCAGAAAGGAGCGGAUCCCAACGUUUUCUGUGGAAGCAACACUCCGUUAACAUCCGCGUGUCAGUCGGGAUGUCUCGAAAUAGUAAAUGAAUUAUUGCAGGCCGGGGCUGAUAUUACUACGGAGAAUGUGUUGUUCAAACCGCUGAAAAUUGCAUGUGAGUAUGGUCACACAAGUAUUGUUAAGACACUGUUUAAUGUUGGGUGUGAUAUAAACAUGCAGGAUGGACUAUCAACACCUUUGUCGACUGCCUGUCAAAAUGGACAUGUAGAUGUCGUAAUAUUCUUACUUGAAGCAGGCGCUGAAAUAAAUUUACCAGAAUAUUUUACUAUACCACUGAUCGAAGCAAGUUCGGGAGGCCAUUUAAAAGUAGUUCAAACAUUAUUAAAAUGGGGUGCUAAAGUAAAUGAAGACAAAACGUAUUCCGAUGUAUUAUCAGCUGCCGCUGACGGCGGUCAUCUGAAAGUAGUUAAGGAGUUACUAGAGGCAGGCGUUGCUAUUGACAGUAAAGACGGAUACAAUGCACUUGAAAUAGCUUGUUCCAGAGGCCAUAUAGAUUUAGUUAAAGAGCUUCUGGCAUUACUUGUGAUAGUAAAUAUCAUAAGCCACUUAUGCGUGCCUGUGAAAUGGGACAUUUAA
Molecule: messenger RNA, 2724 nt
Organism: Saccostrea echinata
Lineage: Eukaryota; Metazoa; Mollusca; Bivalvia; Ostreida; Ostreidae
Exons: 1
Coding region: 1-2724 (907 amino acids)
Molecular function (GO): protein binding
Source: RefSeq, a predicted model, not a curated record